AAGACUAGGCUUGGACUAGGCGAGGUUCGUAGGUCCGUAACAAGUUCAUAAUCUUGGUAGGUACCUUGAUGACUUACCUAUAAGAUCAGGGUAUAUUGAAUGAGAUAUCGUUUGCUAAAUUAGACCACGAUAUAGGUGACUUUGCAAUUUACGUUCAAGAUUACAUGCACUGUCCACUGCAUUCCCUUAUAAUCGUUUGAGCGAUCAAACCCUCAGACGGUAAUCGUUGUGUUCGCUUGGCUUUGAAAAAUAGGUAACACACAGCAGUGCUAGGCUAGGUAAAUGGUUACACGGUACACUACACCUUCAUUGAGGGACUCCCAAAUAUUUUGAAAAUAUUGCGGCAAGGCUCAAGGUGACCAUGGAUCAUACUGGCACCGUGCUGUUAGCAUUUUUAUCUAUUUUCAUUGACCCGUCUGGUUCAAUUAUCAUCGAAACAACAGACUACUGCAACAAGACUCUUUGCCGGGGGGACUGGGUGCACACCAUGUGUGAGCACCCAGACGAAACACCCGGCCCGGCCUGCCUUCAAAUCUACAGCACGCCAAUAACAGACAGCCAAAAAGAAGAACUGCUCGACGUGCACAAUCGCCUGCGUGAACAUGUCGCAUCAGGGAAAGAAACGCGUUGCCAAGGUGGGCCGUUGCCGACAGCAGCGGACAUGGGCGUUAUGACGUGGAACGAUGAGAUUGCACGAAUAGCCCAACGGUUGGCUCUGACAUGCGUUCGCGGGCAUGAUAAAUGCCGAGACUUGAAGAUGAUGUAUCUUGGACAGAACCUCGCACAAAUCACAUACCAAAAGGAACAGAAGAGCCCGCCCAAUAUGACAGCUUUGGUUUAUGGAUGGUAUGAUGAGGCGCCCCUUUUCAGCAACGACAACAUUCAUCACAUUGAUAUACCCGAGGAUGCCGGACAUUUCACCCAAAUGUUCUGGGCGGAAACUUACAAACUGGGCUGUGGCUACACCAGCUUUUUCUCGGAGUAUGCUAAUGGAUGGAUUGUCUACUUAGUCUGCAACUACGGGCCCACCGGCAACUGGCAGUUCGGCGACAUGUACCUGAUCGGACCGCCGUGCUCCAAGUGCCCGAACGGUACGACGUGUGGCGGCGACAGUCGCUACCCGAGCCUGUGCAGCUCGGACGACGGUGAGGUUCCUGACUCGCUGGCCACCGUAGGACUCGUGUACCACGCUGGUCAGGACGCCUUGAACGUGUGGCACUGGAGCGUCCUGAUUUCAUUUGUGGCUGCUGUGCGGGCUAUACCAUGAGAAGGUACUUCGAUCUCAAGUUAAUGAGUUGAAUUGGCUGAGGAGCUGCGCCUGCAUCCGCUUGCAGUUUCUCUAGAACGACUGUUGCAUAUGCGACCAUGCUCUCUUUGGCUGAGUAAAGGACUAGUGAAUGAGAACGUACGUGCCAGGACGACAUGUUUACUGUUUCAUAGAUGUGUAUGAGUGAUACUCUACAAUCUACAUGUUACAUUAUCCUUUCACUACCGUUUCAUUAUUGGUGUUGAUAAGUGACUGAAAGUGUUAUUGCCAAUAUAUUAGAGUCAACGACAAAAAUGUGAACAUCAAAUGUUACUAUGACACAUGAGUUUCGUCACGUCAGCCACAAGUCGUCGAAUUACUUUGGAAAAUAAAACGAACAAAAGUAUACUGA
This is a messenger RNA of Amphibalanus amphitrite, 1658 nucleotides long. RefSeq names its product venom allergen 3-like. Gene Ontology annotation, cellular component: extracellular region. The transcript has a single exon. The record is from RefSeq and is a predicted model, not a curated record. Lineage: Eukaryota; Metazoa; Arthropoda; Thecostraca; Balanomorpha; Balanidae. The coding region runs from base 362 to 1267 and encodes 301 amino acids.